Molecule: messenger RNA, 3261 nt
Organism: Carassius gibelio (silver crucian carp)
Lineage: Eukaryota; Metazoa; Chordata; Actinopteri; Cypriniformes; Cyprinidae
Product: 5-hydroxytryptamine receptor 1E-like
Exons: 2
Coding region: 223-1335 (370 amino acids)
Biological process (GO): adenylate cyclase-activating adrenergic receptor signaling pathway
Cellular component (GO): plasma membrane
Molecular function (GO): G protein-coupled serotonin receptor activity
Source: RefSeq, a predicted model, not a curated record
GGAGCUGUCAGAGGCUCUGCUCAGGUGUGUGCGGGACAUUCAUAGACACACACCUGAUCGAGCAGCUCGCCAGGUCUCUCUCCCACUGGACAUGGAUAUUUGAUUGACCUUACAGAAGUGCGUGGACGCUUGAGAUGCAGGCCGUCACUGAUCCAGCACGCAGGUCUUUGGGGCUUUAGUCCUGGGCAGAGGGAUCCUCCUGACUGAGGGAGAAGCUGUGGGAUGGAGAUGGAGCUUUACCUGGGCUCUCUGGCCAACUUCACCAACACCACCGCCACCCCAGGGUCGGCCUUUGGCAUGGAGCUGCUGAUGGAGCGACUGGCUGUGGUGGCUCUGCUAGCGCUGUUGACGCUGCUGACGGCUGUGGUGAACGGGGCUGUCAUCGCAGCCAUCUGCACCACCAAGAAGCUCCACCUGCCUGCAAACUACCUCAUCUGCUCCCUGGCCGUCACUGAUUUCCUGGUGGCCGUGCUGGUGAUGCCCAUCAGCAUCCUCUACAUCACCACUGAGAGCUGGCUGCUGGGGCCGUUCGUGUGCGAGGCGUGGCUGAGUGUGGACAUGACCUGCUGCACCUGCUCCAUCCUGCACCUGUGUGUGAUCGCCCUCGACCGCUACUGGGCCAUCACUAAAGCCAUCGAGUACGCCCGCAAGAGGACGGCCCGGCGUGCUGGUGUCAUGGUGGCCACCGUCUGGUUCAUCUCCAUCUUCAUCUCCAUCCCGCCUCUGUUCUGGAGGCAGCGUGGGGACGGGACUGGCCCGCAGCAGUGCAUCAUCGAGCACGAUCACGUGGGCUACACCAUCUACUCCACAUUCGGUGCUUUCUACAUCCCCAUGACUCUCAUCCUUAUCCUGUACUCCCGGAUUUACAGCGCCGCCAAGACGCUGUACCAGAAGCGCGGCUCCUCGCGCUACCUCAGCAGUCGCAGCACUGACAGCACUAACUCUCUGAACCGCUGCCGUGUCAAGCACGCCUUCUGCGUCUCCACCUCUGACCACACCGCAGAGUUCGACCGCAACCACGCUGCCAUCCGUGCGCCGCUCGACAUGGAGACACCGGAGCUGGACGAGAGGAACCAGAUCUGCACGUCUCGGGAGAGGAAGGCGGCUCGGAUCCUGGGGCUCAUCCUGGGAGCCUUUAUCCUGUGCUGGCUCCCGUUCUUCCUGAAAGAGCUGCUGGUGGGACUGAAUGUGCCCAGCCCCUCGCCUCAGGUGUCCGAUGCACUCACCUGGCUGGGAUACAUCAACUCGCUGAUUAACCCGCUACUGUACACUAUCUUCAAUGAGGACUUCAAGCAGGCUUUCAAGAGACUGUUUAGGUGGAAGGAGCACACAUAAGCAAGCCCCUUUUACACAUAUUACCGGUAAAUUGCUGUAAAGAGAUCAUGUUUGAACAGGCUCAUUUUAAAAUUACCGGUAAAUUGCCAGAAUGAUGCUGUGUGUGAACACAGAAUGAAGAUUGCUGGUAUUAGCAGGAACCAGUUCAGAUUGCACUGACUGAAGACCAGUGUGGACCAGGGCAGGUUACUUUGGUCACAGAUUACAGAUUACGAGUUACCCUAUCUAAAACGUAAUAGUAGUGUAACUUCUUCAAUUACUUUAUUAAAGUAAUUUAACUGACUACUCUAAAUUUUCUAAUUAAUGUUUUCAACUGUUAAUCAUUUUGAAACGUGUAAAGCAGGCAGGGGAUAACCUUACAGCAGUGCUCUACACUGAUUACUGUCAGACUUUCACAAUCCUUCAUCACUUGAAAUGAGAUGAUAAUAAAGAAAUAACAUAUCUACAGGAAACACUGGCAUCUAGCAAUGCUUUGGGUGGGGGGCAGUUAAUUUAAGAAAGAAAGAAAGAAAGAAAGAAAAGCAUAUACAUCAACCCAAAUAUGCUUGUCUCAAAAGCAUGUGUUCAGAGCACGGUGAUGUAAGAGGUCUACUCCGGGCCCAUCUGAGCCAAUGAUUCAGACUCUGGGCCAGUCACAGCAUUGGUCUGGUUCGGUUUGAAGGUGUUUAAUACGAUGUCUCUGGGCCAAAAGCAGAAUGAAUGUGAACAUUUGAAACAAAAAUGAAAAUAUUAAUAAAAAAUGACCAUGCAUACCUUCCAUGUUUACAAACACAACACUGGGAGGCGCAGCCAUUUAGAGGACAUUUCUGUUUAAUGAUAUCACAGCACUUACUGGUGAUUUGAAACCGAUGUGUGAAUGGUGCUUUACCGGAAAAAAAGACAGAACACUGUUGCCUGUGUGAAAAGCACAUUUUUUAAUUUACAGGUAAAGUCGUUCCGGUAAUUUUACAGUAAUUUAAUGGUAUUACUGUGUGAAAGGGGCUAUGGACAUGCAUCUUUUCGUGGGCAGCGGCUUCACUGGGUUCAGGAUAGUCUGGAGCUCCAUUUGAGAUGGAUUCGUACAUCUCUCAUGAGUCUAGCAGCAGUAUGGAAAACAUUUUAAUAAAAUCCAAUGAAAAACCACUGCCUGCUUUUCUACAGCACAGUAUCAUCUGAUUCCUGAUCAAUGAUGUGAAAUGACUUGACAAGUGUACCAAUGCACUUCCUGUUCAAACAAGAGGUUUGGGUGGGACACAUCCAUCCUAAGGGCUCGUCUUGUGCUUUUUUAUGUAACCAAUAGGCUUCCGGUCAUGUUCAUAGAGGGGUGGAGACAUGCUCAUGCUAGGGAGCUUCUGAUUGGUCAAAACAACAUUUAAAAAACAUUUAAAUCUGCUUUUCAGGUAAAGAAAUACUAUAAAAUACUCAUAAUACUAGUACAGUUCAUGAACUCUUCCCCCACCAAACAGCAUUUUCCAGGUUUCCUCGUUCUCAUUGUUAUACACUAGGGGGUGCUAUUAUACCUAAAUUAUCUCCUAAAUGAGUCUAGAAUCACUCAAACACAAACACAGGUGAGGAAGCCGCAGGAAUGAGCAUCUUUUAUGUAAGCAUAUGCAUCUGAAAAACUUAUGAGAUCCUCAACACUAACUGCAUAUAAAUUAAAACUGCCUUAUGUUAGCGAGUGAAUUGUCAAUCCAGAAAGUGGUAAAGGCCUGGGCAAGCUUUGGGAGCCCUGAUGGAAGCCGUAUAUUUGCAUCUUUGGUUUGAUAAUGUUACUGAAUAUGAUCCAGAUGUAGUGUUUGAUAAAAUGAUUUUCUCAGCUUUUUUACUCAAAAUGUUGCUUUUUAUGAAACCUACCUACAUUUAGGUGUUGAUAAAAAACGUAGUUUGAAAGUAGAGGGUCUGAUGUUUAAUGUACUGCAUGUUCAGAUAACCAUGCAACAAAAUAUU